AUGAAACCGGGGGACUGGGUUAUUGCUGCUUUGCUGCAGUUGAAUGAUUACUUUGAGAGUGAUUCCAACAUGUCUGACUCAUGGGUGGUUUGUGUCCCGAUAUCUUUGCAAUAUUACCGCCAUUACUUGGCCUUCAUAUUUGCAGUUGAGGAGAUAAACAGGAGUUCCUGGAUCCUGCCCAAUAUAACUCUGGGCUACCAGAUAUUUGACUCCUGUGGUUCUACAACAAAGUCUCUCUCUGGUGCAUUGAGUGCAAUUUCUGGAAAGCAACAAAAUGUUCCCAAUUUCAGCUGCUGGGGGAACAGUAAGGUGGUGGGAUUUGUGGGAGACUUGUCUGCCGAUACAACAUACACCAUUGCCCAACUUGUAGGAGUCCUUAGUUACCCACAGAUAAACCAGUUUGUGCGCAAUGUGACCUUUACCACUUUUCCCAAUGACACCCACUCCUUCAACAAAUACGGGGACCCGCCGGCACAGUUUAACAUCAUAAAGUUGCUUUUCUUACCGGGGGAUCGUUCUGUUAUAACAAAAGUUGGGAACUUUAAUGUAUCAGACCACGGCACACAAUUUUAUAUCAAUAACAGCGCUGACUUGUGGGGCCCACACUUUAACAUGACACCUCAGUCUCUCUGCAAUGAACCUUGUGCCCCGGGAUAUAGAAAGUCUAAAAUAGAAGGGGCGCCAUCUUGUUGUCAUGACUGUGUCCCAUGUAUCGAUGGGGAAAUGUCCAACACAUCAGAUUCUUCAACUUGCUUCAGAUGCCCUGGGUAUGAAAUGUCCAAUAAACAGAGAACUGCUUGUGUUCCCAAAAUGAUAAACUACCUUUCCUAUGAGGAGACUCUGGGGGCCAGUUUGGCUUCCAUUGCCUUGGUGCUCUUCCUCACAACUUCUGCAGUACAGGGAGUUUUUGUGAAAUAUUGGGAGACUCCUAUAGUGAGAGCCAAUAACCAACAUCUCAGCUGUCUCCUCCUCAUCUCUCUCAUGUUGUGUUUCCUCUGCACUUUAUUAUUCAUUGGGCGCCCAACUCAGAUAUGUUGUCUCCUCCGACAAGUAACAUUUGGGAUUGUAUUUACUAUUUCUGUUUCUUCUGUGUUGGCUAAAACUCUCACAGUUAUUAUUGCCUUCAAUGCCACAAAGCCUGGGAGCAAGCUGAAGAAGUGCAUCGGCUCUCAAGUGCCUAUUGUAUUUGUAACUAUAUGCUCUUUGGGCAAAAUUGGAAUCUGUAUAGUCUGGAUGGCUUUUGAUCCCCCAUUUCUGAAAGCUGAUAUGUUUUCUGAGAGGAACACCAUUAUUUUACAGUGCAAUGAGGGAUCUGUUACUUUCUUCUUCUGUAUAAUUGGAUAUAUAGGAACGUUGGCCCUACUGAGUUUCAUUGUUGCAUUUCUAGCCAAGGAUUUCCCUGACCGAUUUAAUGAGGCUAAAAACAUCACUUUCAGUAUGUUGGGGUUCUGUAGCGUGUGGGGGGCAUUUGUCCCUGCAUACCUGAGCAGUAAGGGCAGUAGAAUGGUGGCAGUUGAGAUAUUUGCCAUCUUAUCCUCCAGUGCUGGGUUAUUGGGCUGUAUAUUUGCCCCUAAGUGUUACAUUAUAUUUCUCAGGCCUGAACUGAACACAAAAAUUGCACAGUGGAUUUUCCCUCCAAAGAAACCAUUUGUGAGAAAAAAAGUUGGAGAAUUUUAUGCGUCUGAAAGUGAUGAGAAUGAUUUCUAUAUCAUUAACAGCUCAGAGCUGUGGACUCCCUACUUCUCAAAGUUUCCCCAGUCCCUGUGCAAUGAGCCGUGCCCUCCGGGGUACAGGAAGUCCAAAAUACAAGGGGCACAAUCUUGUUGCCAUGACUGUGUCCGGUGUUUAGAGGGGGGAAAUGUCCAACACAACAGGUGUGGCUUGCUGUGA
Xenopus tropicalis (tropical clawed frog) is the source of this 1890-nucleotide messenger RNA. Its product is annotated as vomeronasal type-2 receptor 26-like. Gene Ontology annotation, molecular function: G protein-coupled receptor activity. The record is from RefSeq and is a predicted model, not a curated record. The transcript is spliced from 8 exons. Gene Ontology annotation, cellular component: plasma membrane; membrane. Bases 1 to 1890 code for a protein of 629 amino acids. Gene Ontology annotation, biological process: G protein-coupled receptor signaling pathway. NCBI's taxonomy places the organism in Eukaryota, Metazoa, Chordata, Amphibia, Anura, Pipidae.